Molecule: messenger RNA, 662 nt
Organism: Xylaria bambusicola
Lineage: Eukaryota; Fungi; Ascomycota; Sordariomycetes; Xylariales; Xylariaceae
Exons: 3
Coding region: 132-527 (131 amino acids)
Source: RefSeq, a predicted model, not a curated record
AUCAGCAUGGUGUUCAGGCCUUUGACGACAUAUACGGAACUCGCAGGUCUUUUGGGGAAGAAUUAGGGUGGAUUUUGUUUUCCGGAGUUUUGAUUUCGGUUCCCUUCAUUUUUCGGGUCCAACGCAAAGGAAUGGCCCUCUUCACGAUAUUCAAGCGCGCCUCUUCGUCGAGCAAGUUGGCCACGUUAUCUCGAGGCGAUGGUGGAUUGAGGAGAUCGAAUGAUUUGGGACCAAACAAAAGUGCAUCGAGAACCUCUCACGGCAUCUGGACGGUUCAGGUAAAGGGCAUCGCGGCGAUCUGCUUUCUGCUAUUUGGGUACCAUCACCUGCGACAAGGACAGCGAAGCUUUUUUUCUUUCGGUUUUAUUAUUUUGUGUUUUCGAGUUGUCACUCUUAACGAAUACUUGGCCGUCGGUAAUAUGCAAGCACAAGGACUAGGAAGAGCGGGGAUAAUUUUUUUUGGAGAGAUUGAGGCAAGAGAAAAGGGAAUGGGAAGGACAGGUUUCGGUUGCGUUCACGGGGUUUAGCGAAUUUCAAAUACAUGUAAAAGAGCAUUAGGGAAGAGCACUAGGCUAGGUAACCAUUCAAGCUCGAAUCGAAACUAGGUUCUUGAUGCUCGUUGCCCUUGCCAGCUCGUAUCUAACUACAUAGAUGAUGAGUGA